AUGGGGAAAGGAGGCGGAUGCGUUCCCAGCAAGAAGAAGAAGCCGUCGUACAUCGGCACCACCGGCGAUGGUCCCGGAAUCGACGACGAUGACGCUGCUAAUCCUCCGAUCCCGAUUGAGGACGAUCGGACCACCGUUGACGGCGAUCGAACUACGGCGACGACUACCGCAGCACCAACAACUCCGACGAUGACGGCCAGGACGAUCCCGCCGCUGAAGAUCUUCGUCGUGUACUACUCGAUGUACGGACACGUCGAGAGCUUGGCUAAGAGGAUGAAGAAGGGAGUGGAUAGCGUCGACGGAGUGGAGGCGACUCUGUACAGAGUUCCGGAGACGCUUUCUCAGGAGGUCGUUGAGCAGAUGAAGGCGCCGGCGAAGGAUUCGGAGAUCCCGGAGAUCACGGCGACGGAAUUGGCGGCUGCUGAUGGGUUUCUGUUUGGGUUUCCGACGAGGUACGGAUGUAUGGCUGCGCAAAUGAAGGCGUUUUUCGAUUCGACGGGGCAGUUGUGGAAAGAGCAGACACUCGCCGGAAAGCCAGCUGGGUUCUUCGUCAGUACAGGGACUCAAGGAGGCGGCCAAGAGACCACCGCAUGGACAGCAAUCACGCAGCUGGUGCACCACGGGAUGCUAUUUGUGCCCAUAGGAUACACAUUUGGGGCAGGAAUGUUCAAGAUGGACUCGAUACGUGGAGGCUCACCGUACGGAGCAGGUGUGUUUGCUGGGGAUGGAUCAAGAGAAGCAACAGACACAGAACUGGCUCUUGCUGAACAUCAAGGAAACUACAUGGCUGCUAUUGUCAAGAGACUUUCACAACCUUAA
Molecule: messenger RNA, 819 nt
Organism: Microthlaspi erraticum
Lineage: Eukaryota; Viridiplantae; Streptophyta; Magnoliopsida; Brassicales; Brassicaceae
Source: the annotation of a GenBank genome assembly